AUGCUGGACGAAAAUGCUCAUUUAAUACAAACUAUUCAAGAGUAUCAAUCAAAAGGCCAAUUGAUGGAAUGCCAUCAAUACCAACAGGUUUUACACAGAAACUUGGUGUACUUAGCAUCUGUAGCUGAUGCUAAUCAAAAUAUACAAGCAAUUUUACCGCCACCACAUCAACUUGCUGCUGGUAAUGUACCACAAAACCCACUGAAUACCACCUCAAACGCAGCGGAUAUACCUGGAUCACCUCAACAACCCUAUCGUCCACCUGGAGUUUCUACAACACCUACAAGACCAACACAAUCUUAUGGACAAAGGCCAUAUCCUCAAAAUCAAUACCAAGGACAGUAUCAGGGGGCACCAGGGGUUUAUCCACCUCAAAGUGGGUAUGGACCACCUAAUCAGGGAUAUGGACCCCCAAAUCCAUCUCAACAACCUCAGGGAUAUGCUCCUAACUCCACAUAUGGUCCACCUAUCACUACAACACCGAGUAAUUAUCCUCCAUCUACACAUCAAGGCUCUGGCUAUCCACCAUCAACUGUUCAACAGUCUUAUGCUCCUCCUCCAGGCAGCCCAGCUGUAGCUGGAUCACCCUAUCCUGUACGUGGAGCCAGCCAACCAGCAUACACUGGUAAUUCUGGAUAUCCACCUCCACAGUCUGGGGCAAAUUAUCCAAAUGUUGGAGUAAGUACAUACAAUUCGACUUCUGCACAGCCUCAGCCUUAUCAAUCUCAACCCUUUCCUAACACUACACCUACUUCUGCUUACAGCUCAACUCCUAUAUCUCAGCCAAAUCGUUCCCCUCAGCCUCCAUCUAGUGGAUAUAAUUCACAAAACCCAAGUAGUACAGGAUAUGGUUCCCCUUCAGCACAAUCACCUACUUAUAAUUCAAGUUCACAUGGAAAUAAUGUUCCACCUUCAACAGUAGCAUCAGGAGUUUCUUCCCAAGGAGGUCCACCUGGGCAACAAUAUCCACCUUCUGGACAACCAUCUCCAUAUCCCGCGGCAACACAACCUCCAUAUUCGAAUCCUUCCUCCCAACCUGGAAGCCCAGCGCCAUCAGUUUCAACAGCACCACCCGUUCAGACUUCAUACCCACAAAAUCCACAAAGUUACCCACCUACUGGUGGAGCAUAUCCUCCCCAUGCAUAUCAACAAAGUUAUCCGCCAGCACAAUAUCCUCCUUCCCCUUAUCCCUAUGCGCGAGCUCCAGCUCCUGGGGCUCCACCACCUGGGACACCACAACCAUAUCCAGGUUAUGGUUUUCAACCCCCAAACCAGCAAUAG
Molecule: messenger RNA, 1281 nt
Organism: Parnassius apollo (apollo)
Lineage: Eukaryota; Metazoa; Arthropoda; Insecta; Lepidoptera; Papilionidae
Source: the annotation of a GenBank genome assembly